Messenger RNA from Anoplophora glabripennis (Asian longhorned beetle), 1189 nucleotides. Its product is annotated as pleckstrin homology domain-containing family F member 2. Gene Ontology annotation, molecular function: metal ion binding; phosphatidylinositol binding. The transcript has 8 exons. The record is from RefSeq and is a predicted model, not a curated record. Lineage: Eukaryota; Metazoa; Arthropoda; Insecta; Coleoptera; Cerambycidae. Gene Ontology annotation, cellular component: early endosome. Bases 79 to 879 code for a protein of 266 amino acids.
ACAAAUGACAACCGUUACUAUUUUUAAUAGAGUGGGUGUUGCGUUUUCAGGCGAGGUGGAAAAAGUUUUUAAGUCGGAAUGGUGGACAAAUUGGUCAACAGUGAGGCCAAUACGAGGCGGAUAGCUAUGGUAGAGAGCUGUUUUGGUAGUUCGGGACAGCCGCUGGGUGUUCCGGGCAGAGUGCUGGUGGGCGAGGGUGUCUUAACCAAAAUGUGUAGGAAAAAACCUAAAACAAGGCAGUUCUUCUUAUUCAACGAUAUCUUAGUGUAUGGGAAUAUCAUAAUUAACAAGAAAAAAUACAAUAAGCAACAUAUCAUUCCAUUAGAAGAAGUCAAAUUAGAAAGUUUAGAUGAUGAAAACCAGUACAAGAAUGGGUGGCUAAUCAAAACUGCGUCCAAAUCUUUUGCUGUGUAUGCAGCCACAGCGGUAGAAAAGGGAGAAUGGAUGGCUCAUAUAAAUAAAUGCAUUGAUGAUCUUCUUAGAAAAAGUGGGAAAAAAGCGGUAUCAGAACAUGCAGCUGUUUGGGUACCAGAUGGCGAAGCUUCAAUUUGUAUGCAUUGUAAGAAGACUCAGUUUACUCUAAUAAACAGAAGGCAUCAUUGUCGCAAGUGUGGGGCUGUGGUAUGUGGCCCUUGCUCAAACAAACGUUUCCUCCUUCCAAACCAGAGUUCGAAGCCUCUGAGAGUAUGUCUGCAUUGUUACGAGGUCCUAACCUCGGCAUCAACCAGGAACCACAAUUCCGUCGAACCCGGUCAGAAAGGUGUAAAUGCCGACUCCUCUGGGGAAGAAGACUCGGAUGAUGAUGAAGAGACUAACAAAGGGCAGCCUGAGGCUCACGAUUUGCCAAAGUUUUAUGGUGACAAUGAAAAGCCAGAAUGAUUGUCGCACUCAGACACAGCACUUCCAUUUAUCAUAAAGUAUGCCAGAAGGUAAAUAAAAUUAAGUAUUGAAAUAAUACCUAUUUUUAAUAUGAGCUCACUCUGUAGUUAUUAUGAACUUCUGUAGAUAAUUUUUAGAUAUAAAAGAUAUGUAGGUGUUAAGAACACACUUUUUAAUACUGAAAUAUUAGGGAAAGGAUAACUACUGUGGGGGUGAUCAAUAUUUAAUUGUCCGAUCAUUUUACGUUAACAGAGAUGUAUAUAUUAUUGUAUCAAGUUAUAUAUUUGUAUUUAUUAAACUAUUUUAUAUA